Phragmites australis (common reed) is the source of this 1251-nucleotide messenger RNA. RefSeq names its product glutathione S-transferase T3-like. The coding region runs from base 1 to 1251 and encodes 416 amino acids. NCBI's taxonomy places the organism in Eukaryota, Viridiplantae, Streptophyta, Magnoliopsida, Poales, Poaceae. The transcript has a single exon. The record is from RefSeq and is a predicted model, not a curated record.
AUGGAGAACUUCUCUUCACCAAGUUUCAUAAAUUUGCUCAACUCCUCUAACACUAGUUCUGAUCCAAAUGAUCCAAACCUGCAACACCAGCGCAAUUUCCAUCCACACCACUAUUCCAUGAACUAUCCACCCCAACAGAUGCCCCCAAAUUUCCCUGGUUACCCACACAAUUUCAAUCCCUUUGGAGGCCAAUCAAGCUAUCAACACUGCUCUUCAACACCAGCAAGCUAUAAUGGAGGUCCCAAUAUGGGAAACUACCCACAAGAAGUGCUUGGUGGCUUUGCAACCAAUGGUCCAUCAUCUGCAAUUGGAUCGAUGGCUUUCUUUGGAGCUAGUGGAGGUAGCAGUUCACGAGCUAAUGAGAGCAGCAUGAUUGCUUCAGCUUCUCUAGUGUCCGGAGCGCAGCUUGGAAGUCCUGUAAUUCAGAUUGCAGGGGAGAGUGAGAGCAGCUCAGAUGAUAAUGAAAAGAAAGCAGGGUGUCAACUUUGGACUGAAGAGCAGAACCUACGACUAGUAAGUUCUUGGUUAAAAAAUUCAAAUGAUCCAGUUCAGGGCAAUUCAAAGAAGUAUGAGUGGUAUUGGAAGGAAGUUGCAGAUGAAUACAACAAGCAUGCACCCAAAGAGCAAAGAAGAACAACAACACAAUGCAAAAAUCAUUGGACCAAGACUAUCCCUUUGGUUAAUAAGUUUAAUGGAAUCUACAAUGAGAUGAAGAGCACAUAUGCUAGCGGCCAAUCUGAAGAUCAGCUCAUGAAGAAAGUUCGUGCAAAGUACAUGUCAGUUGCGAAAAAGAAAAUGCCAUUUCCCUUUGAACAUUGGUGGAGACAGGUGAAGGACCAACCUAAAUGGGGUACAGCUUACCCACUUGAAGAAAUGCACAAGAGAGCUAGGCUGAAUGGAUCAGGAGAUUACACUUCUUCAACUCAAGACACUAAUACUCCUAGACCACAGGGGCAGAAGUUAGCGAAAGCCAAAAGGAAGGGCAAAGGGAAAGGGAAGUCACAAUGUUCAGAAGGCAGCAGCUUUACAGAUGAAAAUUUGCAGCUAUUCAAUGAACUUCAACUACGGAAGUCGAUUGUUGCAGAAAAAAUGGCUGAUGCCACACUUGUUCAAGCUGAAGCUGCAAAAGCUCAAGCUGAAGCUGACAAAGAAAUGGCUACAACUGAGAAGGAGAAGGCAAAGAAUGAAAAACUGGAAAAGUACCUACGGCUACUUGACAAAGAUAGUUCAGAUUUUGAUGAGAUUGCCUAG